Mercenaria mercenaria is the source of this 1139-nucleotide messenger RNA. RefSeq lists its product as uncharacterized. The coding region runs from base 320 to 1039 and encodes 239 amino acids. The transcript has 7 exons. Gene Ontology annotation, cellular component: mitochondrion. Gene Ontology annotation, biological process: neuron apoptotic process; intrinsic apoptotic signaling pathway in response to oxidative stress. NCBI's taxonomy places the organism in Eukaryota, Metazoa, Mollusca, Bivalvia, Venerida, Veneridae. The record is from RefSeq and is a predicted model, not a curated record.
UCACUAGUGCUGGUUGUUUUUCUUUGCCUAAAGUAAAAUUUUGGGCAAUAUUAAUAAGUCAGUGAAUUUAUAAUGUAGCAUGAUGUUCCAGAAAUCACUCCCGAGAAAGAAACCUUUCUUUUUUAGGUUUCAGACGUGAUAUUCAUCAUUGAUCCGUGUCAUGAAUAAUAUCAUCACUGGCACUUGCAGGCACUUGGUAUAUAGGGUACCUCCUACAGCUGUUGGCCAGAGUACUUUCACACCUGAUACAAAAUUUGACAGCUAAAACUAAUUGCUGUGAAAGUCAUUAACGGCAGUGGCUAGGGGUCCAGUAAUCAAUAUGAAUACUGAGAACAAUAUUUACAAAGAGCCAGGAGACUGUAUUUUAUCUUUAAAAAUGGAGCCUGAUGUAUCUAAGCUGACCAGGGAGUAUUUUAUAAAGUCUUCAAGUAUAAGUACUACAGAAAGUUCAGUCAUUCUUCUCACACAGACAGCACUUGCAUUACAACAGGCGGAGAAGGAAUAUAAAGAGGCUUUGUUAGCUGUAGUUUUUCUGCUGGAAUAUAAAUUAACAGUUCUUGGCAAUGCACAAGAAGAAGCAAGAAUAUGGGAUCUUAUACUUGAAGGACGUAGCCUUAUUAACAAUACCAAGAAGAAAAGGGAUGAUUUAGAAAUUUUGUUCAGUAGAACGCUGGCACUUGUAAACAAUGCUUCAGAAGUGGCUUUCAUGACUGGAGCUGAUAUUGUGGGUAGCAGUGCAGGAGAUCGUUUGAACAAAAUAGAUCUAGCAGUCAGAGAAGAGAGAAUAAAAAGUGAACAAGCUGAGCAGAAAUUGCAAGGAACAGAAUUAAAAGUUAUAAAUGUAGAAGGAAAAUAUGCAGAAGAACAUGCUGAAGAACUUGAGGAAGAACGGCAAAAAUUGUUACAAGAUUUAAGUGGAGAUAAUUCAGGGGGGAAAGAAACGGAAAGCAAUGACAAAACUCACGAAAAUUCGGGCGUUACUGAUAUAUCUGAUACUAUAUAUGAAACGCUUACUGAUGACACUGCUAAAGAGAUAUGAGAUAAAUGAAGAUAUACUAAUUAAGUAAACCAUUAAAUUGAAAGUUUCUGAACUCUUGUCAUCACUCAAGGAAUCUAAUAAAUUAAAAUAUCAACGAUAA